This is a messenger RNA of Cucurbitaria berberidis CBS 394.84, 1986 nucleotides long. Its product is annotated as glycoside hydrolase family 16 protein. Gene Ontology annotation, molecular function: glucosidase activity. Gene Ontology annotation, biological process: fungal-type cell wall organization; (1->6)-beta-D-glucan biosynthetic process. The transcript has 5 exons. Gene Ontology annotation, cellular component: plasma membrane; endoplasmic reticulum membrane. Bases 1 to 1986 code for a protein of 661 amino acids. The record is from RefSeq and is a predicted model, not a curated record. NCBI's taxonomy places the organism in Eukaryota, Fungi, Ascomycota, Dothideomycetes, Pleosporales, Cucurbitariaceae.
AUGUCACCGCCGCAGUCUCCUAGGGGCGACGGUCCUCCACACAUCCGCCUCAAUUCCGGUACCCAAGAAGCCCGUACCGACGAUAACGCGCCGCCUGCUGUGCGACCAAGCACCGCGCGCAAUAACUCGGCCCGCUCAUUAACACAGCCCAUACGCCCCGGCACUGCCUCGAGUGCGGCCCUGCGCUCAGCAACAGGAUCCUCGCUCUAUAAACAUGAAGGCAUCGCCGAGUCGGCCGAGAUGCUGCUCCCGCCAAGGAAGCUCAAGGGGGGUGCUGGUGGCCACUAUCGCGACGAGUCACCAAUGUCGUCGCGCCGGACAAGCUGGAGUUCCGAUGCCACACGCGACUCGGGCGGCCCCUUUGCCUCGCCAUUCGACGACUCGAGAGCCCCGUCGCGCGCGGGGAGCGAAGAGGAUUUAAACACACAGACCGUGUCGGAGAAGUUCAACAUCCUGCCCUCGGCGGGGCUGUUGCUGUUCCCCGAAGAUGUCGAAAAGGACGACUAUCUGCACAACCCAGAUCCCAACGACAAGGACAAGCUAGAGUGCGACGUCUGGAACAGGAGAGGUCUCGUCAACCUUGGCGGACUCGCCCUACUCACCAUUGGGCUUCUUUUCCUGUUCAUCGGCUAUCCUGUAAUGACUUUUGUCGACAAAAUGACCAAACCAGUAAGAGGUCCUUGUACGAACAACCCGUUGUGUAUAAAAGGAAAAGAGAACGAGCCUUUAUUCAAAAAUCUACGCACGGGUCUAAUCGACCCCGACACACCAGCGAGCGCCAUGACACGGACAUCAGCCGAUGGAUCGAAACAGGUCCUGGUCUUCUCAGACGAGUUCAAAAAAGACGGACGCACGUUUUACGAUGGAGAUGAUCCCUACUUUCAAGCUGUAGACAUUUGGUACGGCGCUACGCAGGAUUUGGAGUGGUAUGAUCCCGAUGCAGCUUACACCGAGAAUGGUACACUCAACCUCAAGUUUGACCUGUUCAAGAACCACGGCCUCAACUAUCGAUCUGGUAUGGUUCAGUCAUGGAACAAGCUGUGCUACAAGGGCGGCCACCUGGAAGCCAGUAUAUCGUUACCUGGUCGCGGUGACGUCAGUGGGUUCUGGCCUGGUUUUUGGACCAUGGGUAACCUCGCCCGUCCUGGCUAUCUUGGCUCGACCGAAGGCCUUUGGCCGUACAGUUACCAUGACGAAUGCGACAUCGGCAUCACGCCAAACCAAAGCUCAUAUGAUGGCCUCAGUUAUCUGCCUGGAAUGAGACUGCCAGCUUGUACAUGCAAAGGCGAAGACCAUCCCAAUCCUGGCAGGUCUCGAAGCGCACCGGAGAUUGAUGCCUUGGAGGGCUCAGUCCACUUUUUGGGUCCUGGCGAAACCAACGCUGUCGGAGUCGUCUCCCAAUCCUUCCAGGCAGCGCCAUUUGAUAUCUGGUAUAUGCCCGACUACAACUACUUCGAGGUUUAUAAUACCCAGAUCACCAUGAUUAACGCUUACAAGGGUGGACCUUACCAGCAAGCUAACUCAGGGCUAACCAACCUGAAUACCGACUGGUACAACGGCAAGCAGUACCAAACGUACUCGUUCGAAUACAAGACUGGCAAAAACGGCUUCAUCACGUGGUAUGUCGGCGAGGACAAGACCUGGACAAUGAAGGCUGCAGCGACACGGCCCAACGGCAACAUCGGCACGAGAGUGAUUCCCGAAGAGCCCAUGGCCAUCAUCGCCAACUUUGGCAUGUCGAACAGUUUCGCCGCCAUCAACCUCGACGAGAUUCAGAAGGACUUACCCGCUGUUAUGCGGGUUGACUACAUCCGUAUAUACCAGCCGGAGAACAACCAGAUUGUAACCUGCGAUCCCGAUGAUUAUCCCACCACGGAGUAUAUUGAGAAGCACCCGGCGCCAUAUGCGAAUCCUAACCUCACCAAUUGGGCAGGAACAGGAUUCGACUGGCCGAAGAACUCCUUCAUGCAUGACUGCAAGUCAUAA